Anopheles marshallii is the source of this 585-nucleotide messenger RNA. RefSeq lists its product as uncharacterized. Bases 1 to 585 code for a protein of 194 amino acids. The transcript has 3 exons. NCBI's taxonomy places the organism in Eukaryota, Metazoa, Arthropoda, Insecta, Diptera, Culicidae. The record is from RefSeq and is a predicted model, not a curated record.
AUGGUGACCAAAAGUAUCGUCACGAUCGUGACAUUGAGCGUUAUCGGUUUCCACACAGUGUUUGCUGAUAAUCCCUGCCUAAAAGGACCUCCUGUACCGAAGAAUGCAGCCGAAUGUUGUGCUACGCCGUCUCUCGUUGAACCCAGCGCGUUCAUGGCUUGCCAUUCGAAAUGGAUCGCACAAACUAAACGCCAGAUGGCGCUGGAAGGCAUACCACGUGGUUGUUGCGUAGCGGAGUGCGUAAUGAACUCCACGAACCUUUACGCCGACGGGCAGCUGGAUCGUGACGCACUGACCAAGCUGUACCUCGGUUCGACCAAAACGAUGGCGCUCGAAUGGAAGCAAAUCACGCUGGACGCGAUCGAUGGCUGUUUCAAGAUGGCGGACACGAUCAAGGAGGAAAUUGAGGCGGGUGCGAAGCUGACGCCCGCCUUCGAAGGUGAACAGAUCUGCCAUCCGAUCUCCGGUACGAUAUUGGCCUGCAUGGGGAUGACGCUGUUUGCGGAGUGUCCUGCUAAACUGUUCACCGUGAACGAUGACUGCAACAAGCUGAAGACAUACCAUAGCAAGUGUCCAUUCUUGUAA